Messenger RNA from Paracoccidioides lutzii Pb01, 1364 nucleotides. RefSeq lists its product as hypothetical. The record is from RefSeq and is a predicted model, not a curated record. The annotation marks the transcript as partial. The transcript is spliced from 6 exons.
AAACGAAAAGUGGACGGUCUGACGGAUCAGAAAUCACUCCAACAUUUGACCAUAAUACCUGUCGAUUAUUAUGGAUUACCUUGAAGGGGCACCAUGUCCACCAAUCUUGCGGUGAAGAUAUUUCGCUGAAGGAGACGCUACAAAACCCAACGUUUGAACUGAACGACAAAAAUCAAAAGGACGAUUUUCCAGGACUAAGGACUAGCUGGCGAACCAUUGAAAUAAUCCAUCUUUCCGGUCUUUCAAUUCUUCGAAUUCGACUCCGAUACCAAUGGCACGCUCCCCAUUGUCUUAGGAUAGGCCUGGCGAUGGAUUAUCAGAAACACUUGUUCCCGAACUACCGGCUUUCACCCCUGUUGAGCUUCCUGAUACAAGCUCAACUCUAUACCCGCUUCAAAAAGCUAUCUAGUCCAAAAAGAGCCUCCUUGGAGCCCGACCUUCUCAAGGGCUCGUCUCCGAUAACGGAUUCUCACUUGGGCAAAUUGCCCGUUACACCUCGUCCCAUGGCGGGGAAUAUAACGUUCCACCCUCAGGAAGGCUGCGUUGAUGGAAGAGAUGUCUCCGAUCAAGAUACGAAUGUUAGGAUUUUACCACCAGAAAAGCAUAAACAUGGAGUUCGCCAGAAAACAACCGGUUAUUCCGAAUAUAAAAGUGGAGGAAGUUUUCAAGCGCACGAAGCUACAAGUGCUACGUCUCAAUAUAGUUUCGAUUUUGUAACUGGAGACAGUGGCGAAAAGGCCAGGAACCCCGACGAAAGUGGGAACAAUUCCGAGGGCGAAGAUGACGAGGGUAAUAAGAACCAAAACGCAAGCGGUUCAAGAGCCCAGUUCCCGGGCGAGCCAAACGGCAAUUCGCAUGUCUCUGUCAUAAGUGUGAUCCAUAAGUCUACCAUGGAGAUCGUGAUCGAAGGUACCUCGCGUCACCUCUCUCAGACCCACGGUGAAUACGUUUGCAGCGAAUGUUAUCGGACAUUUGAAAAUAGCCAGCUUCGACGGGAUCUUGCCCAAAGCCGUACUAUGAAGCUUCAUUGUUCUCAGGAGGAGAUAUGGGCUUCUAUGUGGCGGGAAAGAUUCAGAGGGGCGCCCCUACCCAAAUCCCCAUAUUGGGAGCCAUCGUCUCGACCCUUGUUACCUCGAUUGAAUACUUCUGUUGAAGGAUUUCCUGCGUCAUUGAGAGGUAAUUCAGGAUCUUCGAACACUUACAAUUCGUCUCCAUCUAACUCUGGAUUCAUGAAUAUAUCUCAAGUCUUCAAAUAUGCAGCCCUACGAAAUCGGCAAUUCCCCACUCAGCCCCAACUCGAACACACCGACAAGGGAAACGAUGUUAUCAUUGAGCGUCGAAAUUCAGCAAUUGAGGCGCCGUAA